UGGUUGUUUGUUGUCAAUCAAAAAAUCAGUCAAAAUUAUCAAAAUCUUGCUAAAAAGAUUGUAUUUGGUACGCUUGCUUGUUUUCACAUAAUCACUAAAUUACAGACAUUCGUAUAUCAGUAUGAAUUGUUGCGAGAAUUUAUCCAUGCCCAACUGUGUUUGGUUUGAGGGCGGUGAAAAACGUAAUAUUAUUGCAUCUAUCGUAGCUGGACUCUUGUUUUUUGCUGGUUGGUGGUUCAUCAUAGAUGCAGCCUCUGUUUACAAGGCAGAUCUCCCAAAUGCAGUACACGUGUGCGGAGUGAUGGCUACUUUAUCACUGAUUAUGGUUAAUUCAGUGUCAAAUGCUCAGGUGAGAGGUGAGACAUACACAGGAGGGUGUAUGGGUCCCCGAGGAGCUCGACUAUGGCUCUUCCUUGGUUUUGUUGUCGGCUUUGCUUCUCUCAUUGCAUCCUGCUGGAUACUGUUUGCGGAUUAUGUUAACGCUAAGAGUACUAAAAACACCUGGGCCGGAGUGAGUCUAUUCUUACAGAACGCAUUCAUCUUCGCUGGAUCUCUGGUUUAUAAAUUUGGACGCACAGAAGAUCUGUGGAAUUAAAUUUUAUUUAUGUUAAAUGUGUAUUUAUGUAAGUUGUAUUUUUUCUAUUCUGAUUAAAGUUACGCGAAGCUAAUUACCCUA
Molecule: messenger RNA, 676 nt
Organism: Plodia interpunctella (Indianmeal moth)
Lineage: Eukaryota; Metazoa; Arthropoda; Insecta; Lepidoptera; Pyralidae
Exons: 4
Coding region: 122-595 (157 amino acids)
Biological process (GO): protein targeting to vacuole; late endosome to vacuole transport via multivesicular body sorting pathway
Source: RefSeq, a predicted model, not a curated record